CUUGUGAAAUCCCCAUAUGCCAUGAAACGUAAAGCUCGAGCAAGUUUCCGGCAACCUCUGGAACAAAAUCCGGCCGUUCGUUUGCCGGAUUCAGACUACAAUCUGGAAAAUGGCGAUGAAGGAAGUGCAUUGCCCCAUCAAGGAAAACAGGGUUUUCAUGGGCAGAAGAAACAGAGCUCUCAAGCUCAAAGGAUCAUCCGAGCAAUCUCACCAGAAAACCCUAAUCCUAGAACCAUGUUCAAGACCAAGACACCAAAGGACGAACCAGUUGAGGAUUACGGUGAUCUUGAAAAUCAUGCGAUUGGUUUAUCGGAUCUGCUUUUCCAGAACCUCACAAACCCUUCUAGUGGUGAACUGAUAAACCCUUUUAAUGGCGAAAAGGACCAAACCAUGAUUGAAUCUCUAAACCAUUUGCAAUUUCAGGCUUUGCCGGAUCUUCUCUCUCUAGAGAGUGCCUCAGAAACCCUGGUAACCUCAUAUUCUCCAAUCCCCGCGCCAUUGUUUGUCAGUUCAAAUCAUUUCUCUGCUUCAUCAUCAGGACAUGAAACUCAUCAAGCAAAUCUUUCAAAUGCUUCUUCUCCUUCUGUCGUUUGUGAUUCUCAAUCCUCCAUUAAGAGAGCUGAAGAGGAAGAGGCUUCACAUAAACGCUUGAGAUCUUGUUCAUGCUACACUCUCGAACACGUCCUUCAGCACUUUAUAGAGGGCGUGAGUUCUAAGACGAGCCAGAACCAGUCUGUUCACUCUUCUGCUGAUUCCACUCCGAGCUUAUCUCCAACUCAUUCUAACCCUGUUUUUCCUCUUGGUCCUUCAUCUCUCGGUUUAGCAUCUUCUGAAACUUCAAUGAACCAUUAUUGGGCUUCUGGACCAUCAACCAUGGAACUUCCAUCUUCUGCAACUCAUUAUACUCCUAAUUUCUCUUCUUCAAGUUCAUCAAUGGCGCCUCAGAGCUUUUAUGCUCGUCAAAGGAGGAAGAGGAUCAGCGAACUAACCAGGAGCCUCGAGAAACUAAUGCCAUGGGAUAGUAAAAUGGAUACUGCAACUAUGCUUGGAGAGGCAUACAAAUACAUUAGGUUUCUGAAAGCUCAAAUCUCGGUGUUGAAGUCUAUGCCUUCCAACUCGGAUGUGAAGACAGAUUGUGGGGAAGGAAAUGGAGAAUAUAGCGAUUUUGGGUGUCUUUCGAGGCAGCAGAUGCUUCAGGUCUUGAUGGGUUCGUCUGGUGUUCAGAGGAAGCUUUACAGCGAAGGGAAGUGCGUGAUCUCCAUCGAACAGGCAAUGCAGUUUCAAGAGAGUUACAUGAAGUGAGGAUUGACGAGGAUUUGGUUUUCAAUAUUACAGAGAAGGAAGUGCCUUAUCUCUUUCUUUCUCGCUAAAUUUAUAAUAGUCUUCAUUUCUACUUCUCUCUAGAGAUUUGCAUUACUUAACUUUUUUUGCCACGAUUUAACUGUAGGUAACUUGUUUUCCAGUUCUUGUAAGGACUAGCUUCUCUGUAAAAAGAG
Molecule: messenger RNA, 1496 nt
Organism: Amborella trichopoda
Lineage: Eukaryota; Viridiplantae; Streptophyta; Magnoliopsida; Amborellales; Amborellaceae
Source: RefSeq, a predicted model, not a curated record